This is a messenger RNA of Colletotrichum paranaense, 861 nucleotides long. RefSeq lists its product as uncharacterized. The record is from RefSeq and is a predicted model, not a curated record. Gene Ontology annotation, biological process: methylation. NCBI's taxonomy places the organism in Eukaryota, Fungi, Ascomycota, Sordariomycetes, Glomerellales, Glomerellaceae. Bases 1 to 861 code for a protein of 286 amino acids. Gene Ontology annotation, molecular function: methyltransferase activity. The transcript is spliced from 2 exons.
AUGGCGGCAGCCACCGAAGAUUUCGGCAGUCAUGACAAAACUCCCUCGCCGAUGGUAAUGGAAGCUUCCACAACCGAGCCGCGGGUGUGUCGUGAACCAGACCAAGACUGGGAGCGUCCGGGCAGGCUCAUUCAUGACUAUCUCGAAAAGAACUCUCCGGAGUUUGUCAAAGUCCGCGACUUGCGCAAGAAGGUUCGUGACACGCUCUUCGAGAACCAGCGUCGUGUUGCCGAAAAUCCUACCGAUCGGGCUGCGAUAGCUUUCUACGACAUGAUGAAGAGAAUCGGCCAAGAGAUGCAAAGAAACACGGGCGCCCUCAAAGUCAAAACUUCUAGCUGGGGCAAGACACAGAUCCUUGACAUGGGCAUGGCGCCCGGCGGCUUCCUCACGACGGCCAUGUAUCUGAACACAGGUGCACAAGCGAUGGGCUUCAGUCUUCCCGAGUUUGAUGGGGGCCACAGGGUCAUGAUACCCAACAACCUCGAUAUUGAUCGCAGAGACGUCGACGUCACCAUGCUCGCUGCGGACAUGGGCAUCAAUGACAUUCCGGCCGAUCAUCCAGACUUUGCCAAGUUCCUCCCUCGCCAGUUCAUGCCCGGUCAACAAUUCGAUCUGGUCAUCUGUGGAGGAACAGUGGUGCAUAAGCAAGAGCGUGCCUCGUAUCGACAUCAGAGUGAGUCUCAGCGACUGACCACCAGCCAGCUUGCGCUCGGCCUCGAGCGGCUCAGACCCGGCGGAACCAUGGUUGUACUCUUCCACAAGAUGGAGGCGUGGGGCACGGUUCGUGACCUGUACUGUGUUUCUCAGUUCUCCGAUAUCAAGACCUUCAAGCCGACGACUGGUCACAACAAGCGCUCCUAA